Messenger RNA from Mycena citricolor, 1102 nucleotides. NCBI's taxonomy places the organism in Eukaryota, Fungi, Basidiomycota, Agaricomycetes, Agaricales, Mycenaceae. The record is from the annotation of a GenBank genome assembly.
AACUCAUCAACCCGGGAUUGAUUUUCGUUCACCACAACUAGACAUUCGUUGUGCUAUUGCUGCUGCCAUACGACACUCGAUAGCCUCCAAUUCAGAGCAGAGUCAAGGGCAAAGCAAGGCUGGUCAGCUGAAUGCAACCGGCGAUCCGCGCACGCACGCACAAGUGUUGGCACAGAAAGACGUGCAGAUGGAAACGCGUUUCUGCAAUUAGGGCGCGACGGAGUCUUCAUGAUUGGGUGUGCAGAGCGUUCCAGCUUCUGGACCGCUGGUCCCUGGAUGCUUUCCAGCCCAAGUUGCAGCCACAGGCGGACUCGGCGGCUCGCUCUGCUACAAAAAAGCCUAUGCAGGAAACAGACCAUGGAUGCACCACCAACGAUGAAGCUGUACAUCCUACUCGCCUACAUCACUACUGCAUUGGCAUCUUACCAGACCACGAGUCCUUUCGACUUUGGGCUUGAGGCCAUCUGCGCCCGAUUCGGACACCUCCUGCCAUGGACGUACAACGGUUCCUGUGCACGCUGUCGAGAUUUUUGCACUAACUCACAUCAGCUGGUCCAUUCUCACCACUGCCCAGACCUCCAGAGAAAUGUUCGCUUUGCAACAAAACAUCGACGGCAGCUUCUCCCCUAUUGCGCAAGGAAUAAAAUUCACGUCGGGGCGACUCAACAACGGCGGCUUGCACCCUAUUGCGAAUAAGAUGCCGUAUGUGCAUUCUAACUCGCUGGAUGCGGUCCCCGGCGAUUCGCCGACCUUCAUCACGAUGCAGUAUCCUCCCCAGUCCCCCAAUGCGUACUGUUUAGUGGCGGGAGAGCAUGGGACACUGCUGCCUGUAAAUGGCAUGCACGCUCAGUGGGCGCUGUGCCCGAAUAUCACAGCGGGAUAUCGUAUGGAUGUCGUGCUCCGCCCAAGAGCUGGCAACCCGCAUUACCGCCUGGAGAACUGUGCCAAAAUGUAUCUGUCAGUCACUGCCGCUCAUUGAAUGAAUAUGCCGAGUGAAUGUCAGCACAAUGGAUUGUCACCCUCGCGUCUUGUCACGAUCCGUGACUUUGAGCAUCUGUGUCUGUGUUUCUUGAAAUGGAAUCGCGUAACCCAUGCGGAAUGC